Molecule: messenger RNA, 1212 nt
Organism: Lodderomyces margitis
Lineage: Eukaryota; Fungi; Ascomycota; Pichiomycetes; Serinales; Debaryomycetaceae
Gene: YDJ1
Product: type I HSP40 co-chaperone
Exons: 1
Coding region: 1-1212 (403 amino acids)
Biological process (GO): protein refolding; response to heat
Cellular component (GO): cytoplasm; cytosol; nucleus
Molecular function (GO): Hsp70 protein binding; ATP binding
Source: RefSeq, a predicted model, not a curated record
AUGGUCAAGGAAACUAAAUUUUAUGAUGUUUUGGGAGUGUCAGCCACUGCUAGUGACACUGAGUUGAAAAAGGCUUACAGAAAAGCAGCUUUGAAAUACCACCCAGAUAAAAAUUCAACACCUGAAGCUGUUGAAAAAUUUAAGGAAAUUUCUCACGCAUAUGAAAUAUUAUCAGACGAGGAAAAGAGGGAUGUGUAUGAUCAAUAUGGUGAAGAUGGAUUGUCUGGUCAAGGUGGACCGGGUAUGAAUGCCGAAGAUAUCUUUUCCCAAUUCUUUGGUGGCGGUUUCGGUGGCGGUUUUGGUGGCGGCCCACAAAGACCAACUAAAGGUAAAGACAUCAAGCACAGCAUUGGUUGUACUUUGGAGGACUUGUACAAGGGUAAGACCACCAAGUUGGCUUUGAACAAGACUGUGUUGUGUAAAGAUUGUGAUGGAAGAGGUGGUGCUGAAGGAAAAGUCAAGGAAUGUCCAGACUGUCACGGUAGCGGUAUGAAAUUUGUUACUAGGCAAAUGGGCCCUAUGAUUCAAAGAUUCCAAACUCAAUGUGAUAAAUGUCAAGGUACUGGUGAUUUGUGUGAUCCAAAAGAUAGAUGUACAACAUGUAAAGGUAAAAAGACCCAAACUGAAAGAAAGAUUUUGCAAGUUCACAUUGAUCCAGGUAUGAAGGAUGGCCAAAGAAUUGUUUUCAGCGGUGAAGGUGACCAAGAGCCAGGCAUUACCCCAGGUGAUGUCAUUUUCGUUGUUGAUGAGAGACCAAAUGCCGAAUUCCAAAGAAGGGGCAACGAUUUGUACAAAGAAUAUGAAGUUGAUUUAUUGACGGCUUUGGCUGGUGGAGAAAUUGGCUUCAAACACAUUUCAGGUGACUGGAUCAAGAUAAAUAUCACCCCUGGUGAAGUCAUUGCUCCUGGCGAAACAAAAAUAGUAGAGGGCCAAGGUAUGCCAAUUUAUAGACACGGUGGUAAAGGUAACUUGAUUAUCAAAUUUACAGUUGAAUUUCCAAAGAACCACUUUGCUGAUGAGGAUAAACUUAAGGAAUUGGCUUCCAUCUUGCCUCCAAGAAAACAAGUUCAAAUCCCAGAAGGUGCUGAAGUUGAUGAAUGUGAGAUGGUGAAAUACGAUCCUGCUAAGCACCAACAAAGAAGCAGAGCUAGCUACGACUCUGACGAUGAGGAUGGCCAAGGUCAACCAGGAGUCCAAUGUGCUUCUCAAUAA